Messenger RNA from Salvia splendens (bonfire salvia), 889 nucleotides. RefSeq names its product tetratricopeptide repeat protein 33. NCBI's taxonomy places the organism in Eukaryota, Viridiplantae, Streptophyta, Magnoliopsida, Lamiales, Lamiaceae. Bases 91 to 735 code for a protein of 214 amino acids. The record is from RefSeq and is a predicted model, not a curated record. Gene Ontology annotation, molecular function: protein binding. The transcript has 5 exons.
GUAUAAAAUUGAAAAUUAAAAUUUUGUGAUUUGAUAAAAAGAUUGUGAAAAGGGAAGAGUAAAACCCCACGAGAAAUUUAAGCUUGAGGGAUGAAGAUGACUUGGAAGAAAAACGUUAAUGACACCAAGAACAAGACCAGAAAACGCCCAAUUUCUUCUAACCCUAACCUUCCAUUUGAAGAUGUUAAUUCCACCUCCGACGCCAAUUCUGCUCCAGAGCCGCUGAUUGAAGCCGAAUUGCCCGGAAAAGACACCCUACCUGAAAAGAACAUCACGGUUAGAGAUGAGGAAGCAGAGGAAAGGUGGAAUCUUGCUGGAAAAUUUGAAGCACAAGGAAAUGAUCUUGCUGAGGAGGGAAAAUACCGUGAAUCACUUGUAAAGUGGGAAGCUGCGAUAACAUUGGUGCCCGAGAAAGCUAUAUUGCACGAACAGAAAGCUCAGGUUCUACUUGAACUUGGAGAAGCAUGGAAUGCUUUGAAGGCUGCAACUCGAGCUAUGAAAUUGGAUCCCGGAUGGGCUGAGGCGUGGAUUACUCUCGGAAGAGCCCAGCUAAAUUUUGGAGAGCCUGAUCUCGCCAUUGAAUCGUUUGACAAAGCUUUGGCUAUUAAGCCCGAUUCCAUGGAGGCAAAAGAGGACAGGCUAGCUGCAUCGCAUCAUGUGCAGAAGAGAAAACAGCUUCAUUCAACAGGUUUGAGCUCAUCUGAAAAUCGUUUCCUCGUUGGAGAUGAAGGCUGAAAGCACUCAGCUUCGAUGUACAUGUAAAUGUGUUCAGAUUUAUGCUGAAAACUACGCCGGACUAAACCGUGUUUGUGUGGCUUGGUUUGGUUUUAAUGUUUGGUUAUGUUUUCACCAAACAGAAAUCAUUAUAAUGAAUUCAUUUUGGAUCUAA